Molecule: messenger RNA, 1420 nt
Organism: Alosa alosa (allis shad)
Lineage: Eukaryota; Metazoa; Chordata; Actinopteri; Clupeiformes; Clupeidae
Gene: timm44
Product: translocase of inner mitochondrial membrane 44 homolog (yeast)
Exons: 13
Coding region: 37-1389 (450 amino acids)
Biological process (GO): protein import into mitochondrial matrix
Cellular component (GO): mitochondrial inner membrane
Molecular function (GO): protein-folding chaperone binding
Source: RefSeq, a predicted model, not a curated record
GUCAGCUGCCAAAGAGGUCACGGCUAUGUGAUCAAGAUGGCGGCCUCCUUGUGUCAGUGUUAUCAGCUAUGUGUCAGAAGAAGCUGUCUGCUUUUGUCCAGUCGGUCGUACACGACCCUACACAAGAGAGCCCAUGUGUACAGAAUAUGUGGGUCUGUCACAAGUUCAUCACAGGUGCGGUAUGCAUCUGGUGGUGGUCGCAAAGGAUUCUUGGGGGAGUUUUUGGAUAAUCUGAAGCAGGAGCUCAGUAAAAACAAAGAGAUGAAAGAAAGCAUUAAGAAAUUUCGUGAAGAAGCCCAAAAGUUGGAGGAAUCCGACGCUCUUAAGCAAGCCAGACGAAAAUUUAAAACCAUUGAGUCUGAAACGGUAAAAACAUCUGAAGUUCUAAAGAAGACACUUGGAUCCCUGUCAGAAUCUGUCAAGGAGGGAUUGGAAGAGGUGACUCGUACAGAUCUGGGCAAGAAAAUCAAAGAAGGGGUGGAGGAGGCAGCCAAGACCGCCAAAACCUCCGCAGAGACCGUGACCAAAAGUGGAGAAAAACUGGGCAAGACUGGUGCUUUUAAAGCUAUAUCACAGGGCAUGGAAACUGUCAAGAAAGAAAUAGGUGACCUUGGACAGAGUGGACCCUACAGACCUCCAGCCAGAUUACGGAAGCGAAGUGAUUUCUCAUCCAAGACUGCUGGCAACGAAUCCAAAGUCUUUGAGGCUAAUGAGGAGGCUAUGGGAGUCGUCCUGCACAAGGACUCCAAAUGGUACCAGCAGUGGAAAGAGUUCAAGGACAACAAUGUUGUGUUCAACAGAUUCUUCGAGAUGAAGAUGAAGUAUGAUGAAAGCGAUAAUGCCCUCAUUAGGGCCUCGCGUGCCGUCACUGAUAAAAUGACCGACCUGAUAGGUGGGCUCUUUUCCAAGACUGAGAUGUCUGAAGUGCUGACAGAAAUUAUAAAGGUGGACCCCUCCUUCGAGAAGGACUCCUUCCUCAAACAGUGUGAGAAGGACAUCAUCCCCAACAUUUUAGAGUCUAUGAUCCAAGGAGAGUUGGAAGUGCUCAAAGAUUGGUGCUACGAAGCUACAUACAGUCAGCUCGCACAUCCCAUACAACAGGCCAAGGCUAUGGGGCUGCAGUUUCACUCCAAGAUUCUUGACAUUGACAAUAUAGAUCUUGCCAUGGGGAAGAUGAUGGACCAAGGCCCAGUGUUGAUCAUCACGUUUCAGGCUCAGCUGGUGAUGGUGAUUCGUAACCCUAAGGGAGAAGUGGUGGAGGGAGACCCGGAUAAGGUACUGCGGAUGAUGUAUGUGUGGGCGCUGUGCCGGGACCAGGAGGAGCUCAACCCCAACGCCGCCUGGAGACUGCUGGACAUAUCCGCCUCCAGCACCGAGCAGAUCCUCUGAGAGGAGCGCCCAUCUAACAGGACACCUGGAG